AUGUUCUCAAAGUUGUUUCCUCGCCCAGCGUAUUCGCGUGAUUUCCAGAUGUUCCUCAUCCAUUCUGGUUACCGAGAGGUUCUUGGUCCAGACAUCUCAUUUUUUUGGUCUUCCCGGACCCUUCAUUACUUUGUGAGCACUGGAGACCGGCUGCUGGGUGCGGCUACGCCUACCAAAGUGGAUGCCAACAAACUCCACAUUGCACGUAAGGGAGGCCUUAUGGCCUCGCUUUAUACUGGCCACCAGGCUGACGAACAGCUCACCAUGGACCUAUGCCUUCAGAUUAAUAAGAAGCUACAGGAGGUCCUGGAGGAUACGCUAUUCAAAAAUAUGAUGUUAAAGUCUGAUCAGUAA
Molecule: messenger RNA, 354 nt
Organism: Protopolystoma xenopodis
Lineage: Eukaryota; Metazoa; Platyhelminthes; Monogenea; Polystomatidea; Polystomatidae
Source: the annotation of a GenBank genome assembly